Molecule: messenger RNA, 294 nt
Organism: Aphanomyces invadans
Lineage: Eukaryota; Oomycota; Saprolegniomycetes; Saprolegniales; Verrucalvaceae
Exons: 2
Coding region: 1-294 (97 amino acids)
Molecular function (GO): acetyltransferase activity
Source: RefSeq, a predicted model, not a curated record
AUGAGAUUCGACCGACCGGCAUUUCUCGAGCGCAUUGCGCUCAUAUUGACGAUCACCAUCGGGUUGCCAUUCGAAAACCUCGCCGUGAGUAGAGUACUUCCUGUCGAUCCAGUUCACGUGCACGACGUUGCCGCCGAACGUGUCUCGCUCGAUGCCGACAGGAUCUUUCAGAAGCUCGUCAAAGGCAAGCGUGGAGGCUACUGUCUUGAGCAAAACGCCGUGUUCGCUAUGGCGUGGGGCGAGUUUCGCCUCACCGUGGACGCACUCGCCGCUCGCGUCGUCGUUCCUCCGUAG